This is a messenger RNA of Talaromyces rugulosus, 1197 nucleotides long. RefSeq lists its product as uncharacterized. Gene Ontology annotation, biological process: endoplasmic reticulum tubular network organization. Gene Ontology annotation, cellular component: endoplasmic reticulum tubular network. The record is from RefSeq and is a predicted model, not a curated record. NCBI's taxonomy places the organism in Eukaryota, Fungi, Ascomycota, Eurotiomycetes, Eurotiales, Trichocomaceae. The transcript is spliced from 3 exons. Bases 1 to 1197 code for a protein of 398 amino acids.
AUGGUGUCACUUUGGCCCUGGAAGGGCGAGGACAAUUCACCCGCAUCGUUUGAGAAAACGCUCUCGACGCUCUCUACCAAGAUCACGGAAAGAACUACGCGUCUCGAUGCCACACGUCAGCAAGCUCGGCGAUUUAGGGCUCUGUGGACGCUUUAUUCGAUUUUUAUAUACCUUCUUUAUAGCACCAUCGAUGUCCUAGUCUUGGGUUGGAAGAACUGGGGCCCGUGGGAAUUUGGAGCUGUUCUGGGCGGGCCAUUCAUAAUCUACGGAGUCCGAGCUGUUGGAGCUCGUGUUUUCGACUAUCGCAUCUCCAAGGCGGAACGCCAUCUGGACAGUUUGAAGAAGCAACGCGACGAGACAAUUGAGAAACUCAAGGUUGCGACAAAGUAUAACUCGACCCAGCAGCUACUCGAAAAAUAUUCUGGGGAAUCCACGAAGCCGAAACAGCCUAGGAACAACAACGGAGGACCGAAGAGAAAGGACACUGGGCCCAAAGGUGGCCCCCCACCCAUGACAGGAAGGACCGGCCUCCCUCCCCCUCCAACCGCGAACAUCAAACGCCCUCAGAAUGUGCAAUCUCCUCCGGCGCCUGCUACACCUUCACCCAAUGCUAGACUAAGCCCUCAGUCUCCUAACUAUCCCCAAGGACAGCCCCUACUACCACCACCACAUAUCGAUGAAUCCGGUUUCGCACCAAAUGCUUUUCCUGCACCUCCUCAAUAUAACGACGGUCCAAGAUGGUACGAUCGAUUCAUGGAUGUCUUACUUGGAGAAGACGAGACUCUACCCAAGAACCGCGUUGUUUUGAUCUGUCAGAAUUGCAGACUUGUCAAUGGCCAGGCUCCGCCCGGAGUGAAGAGCCUCGAAGAACUCGGUCGGUGGAGGUGUGGAAGCUGCGGUACAUGGAAUGGAGAGGAAAGCGAGGCCAAGAAAGUACUCGAGAGCAUCAAAAGCCAGCCACCACCAACCACUGACGGGGCUUGGGAAUCGGUUUCGCAACAUCAAGACUCCGACUCCAUUUAUGAAGAAGGCACCGACGACGGUGUCAUUGUCGAGGACGCCUCGAAUGGCAGAGGGUCUCAGUCUGGCGAUGCACAGGGCGACGACUCAGAGCAAGGGUCUGCCCAGGAAGAUUCCGAGCAGCCACCGGUAAGGAGGAGCAAGCGAAACAAGGGAAAUGACGAUGCUAGUUCAUGA